Molecule: messenger RNA, 1689 nt
Organism: Mesitornis unicolor (brown roatelo)
Lineage: Eukaryota; Metazoa; Chordata; Aves; Mesitornithiformes; Mesitornithidae
Product: peroxisome proliferator-activated receptor gamma coactivator-related protein 1-like
Exons: 11
Biological process (GO): positive regulation of transcription by RNA polymerase II
Cellular component (GO): nucleus
Molecular function (GO): RNA binding; transcription factor binding
Source: RefSeq, a predicted model, not a curated record
AUGGAGAAAGACCUGCCAGAGCCCAAGGCAGCUGCUGAGCAGGAGCCACCUGGCCCUAAAUCCACCUUCCAGGCUGCAGCACCACCACCAAAACCGACCCGAGAGAGCAUCCUGCCCACCAAGGCACCUGCUGCGCGGCCGUGGAGGCACCAGCCGCUUCUCAGCAUGGCGCAGCCCAGCAGCAGCAGCAAGGACAUCGUGCAAGCCUUCAUCAGCGAGAUCGGGAUUGAAGCCACCGACCUGUCCAGCCUGCUGGAGCAGUUCGAGAAGUCUGAAGCCAAGAAGGAGGAGGCUCCUGUGCAGCCCCCUGAGGACAAGCGGCCAGCAGGGAGCUCUGGGCCUGAGACCCAGCAGGACAGGAAGCCCCUGGACAGCCUGCAGGCCUCUGAGCUGGCCAAUGUGGCAGGCCUCACGCCUCCAGCAACGCCCCCACACCAGCUCUGGAAGCCGUUGCCUGCUGUCUCACUGCUGGCCAAGCCUGGGUCUGCACCCCAGGAAGGCCCCCAGAAGAUGGCCAUGCUGACGAAGGCCAAGCUGCUGCCCCCAAUGCAGCACGGCCGGGGAGCACCGGCAGACAAAACGCAGCCCCCUGCUGAGGGCGGCUCCCGCUGGAACGUCAAGCACCACCGGGACAUCACCAUCAAACCCAUCUCCUCCUUAACCAAACGGACGCUGGACCAGCCUAAGCCCACUCCGCCAGUCCCCACCACCACUGUGGGGCCUGACCAGGAGCCUCUGGGGACAGCCUGCCUUGCCCCCCUGGAUUAUCGGACUAGCGUCCCCAGUGAGGCCACUGCAGGGUGCAGCAGCCCCCCCACCUCGGUGCUGCUGUCUCCAGCCGCAUCCCCCUGUCGGGACCAGGAGGUGCAGACUCCCAGUGCCCAGCCUGGCCGCGUUGCUGCCAAGAGGUCCCUGCGCUGCUACCGGAGACCUCGGGACUCACCCAGCCCCUCUGGCAGCAGCUGGAGGGCUGGCCGGAGCCGUGCCAGCCACUCCUUCAGCUCCAGUUCGGAUGGAGCUAGUGAGUCCUCAUCUUCAUCUUCAUCCUCGUCCUCCCGGUCCCGUUCACGGUCGUUCUCCCCACCGCCCAAGCGGUGGCGAAGCUCCUCCUCCCGCUCCAGCUGUGGGUCAUGUGGCCGAUCCCGGGACAGGUCCUCCUCCUCCUCAUCAAGGUCAUCCUACACGUCCAGGUCCACAUCCCGCAGCCAGUCCCGCUCCCCGUCGCCCCGCAGGAGGAGUAACAGGCGGAGAAGAUACAGUUACAACGCACAGGACCACUACCAAAGGCAGAGGAUACUCCAGAAGGAACGUGCAAUAGAGGAGCGACGAGUUGUGUUCAUUGGCAAGAUCCCCAGCAGGAUGACGCGGUCGGAGCUGCGGCACCGCUUCUCUGUGUUUGGGGACAUUGAGGAGUGCACCCUGCACUUCCGCUCCGAGGGGGACAACUACGGCUUUGUCACCUACCGCUAUGCCGAGGAAGCCUUUGCUGCCAUUGAGAGCGGGCACAAGCUGCGGCGCCCGGACGAGCAGCCCUUUGACCUGUGUUUUGGCGGCCGCCGGCAGUUCUGCAGGAGGAACUAUGCUGAUUUGGACUCGAACCGGGAGGAUUUCGCCCCAGCCCCCGUCAAGAGCAAGUUUGACUCCCUGGAUUUCGACACGCUGCUGCGGCAGGGCCCGCAGCCUGCGGAG